CGUCUCUCCUUCUUGCUUGCUCUUGGUAACUAGCAGCUGGUAGAGAGAUCGCCGGAGAGGAGGGGGGAGGCGACGGCGAGAAGAUGGCGGGAGGGUUCUCGGUGUCCGGGUCGUCCGGGACGGAGUUCGAGGCGAAGAUCACGCCCAUCGUGAUCAUCUCCUGCAUCAUGGCGGCCACCGGCGGGCUCAUGUUCGGCUACGACGUCGGGAUCUCAGGCGGUGUGACGUCGAUGGACGACUUCCUGCGCGAGUUCUUCCCGUCGGUGCUGAAGAAGAAGCACGAGGACAAGGAGAGCAACUACUGCAAGUACGACAACCAGGGCCUGCAGCUCUUCACCUCGUCGCUCUACCUCGCCGGCCUCACCGCCACCUUCUUCGCCUCCUACACCACCCGCCGGCUCGGCCGCCGCCUCACCAUGCUCAUCGCCGGCGUCUUCUUCCUCGUCGGCGUCAUCUUCAACGGCGCGGCACAGAACCUCGCCAUGCUCAUCGUCGGCAGGAUCCUGCUCGGCUGCGGCGUCGGCUUCGCCAACCAGGCCGUUCCCCUGUUCCUGUCGGAGAUCGCGCCGACGAGGAUCCGCGGCGGGCUCAACAUCCUCUUCCAGCUCAACGUCACCAUCGGCAUCCUCUUCGCCAGCCUCGUCAACUACGGCACCGCCAAGAUCCACCCGUGGGGAUGGCGUCUGUCGCUGUCGCUCGCCGGCAUCCCGGCGGCGCUGCUGACGCUGGGCGCGCUGUUCGUGGUGGACACGCCCAACAGCCUGAUCGAGCGCGGGCGGCUGGAGGAAGGGAAGGCGGUGCUGAGGAAGAUCAGGGGCACGGACAACGUGGAGCCGGAGUUCAACGAGAUCGUGGAGGCGAGCCGCGUGGCGCAGGAGGUGAAGCACCCGUUCCGCAACCUGCUGCAGCGGCGGAACCGGCCGCAGCUGGUGAUCGCCGUGCUGCUCCAGGUGUUCCAGCAGUUCACCGGGAUCAACGCCAUCAUGUUCUACGCGCCCGUGCUGUUCAACACGCUCGGGUUCAAGAGCGACGCGUCCCUCUACUCGGCGGUGAUCACCGGCGCCGUCAACGUGCUGUCCACGCUGGUGUCCGUCUACUCGGUCGACCGGGUGGGGCGGCGGAUGCUGCUGCUGGAGGCCGGCGUGCAGAUGUUCCUCUCGCAGGUGGCCAUCGCCGUGGUGCUCGGCAUCAAGGUGACGGACCGCUCCGACAACCUCGGCCACGGCUGGGCCAUCCUGGUGGUGGUCAUGGUCUGCACCUUCGUCGCCUCCUUCGCCUGGUCGUGGGGGCCGCUCGGGUGGCUCAUCCCCAGCGAGACGUUCCCGCUCGAGACCCGCUCCGCGGGGCAGAGCGUCACCGUCUGCGUCAACCUGCUCUUCACCUUCGUCAUCGCGCAGGCCUUCCUCUCCAUGCUCUGCCACCUCAAGUACGCCAUCUUCGCCUUCUUCUCCGCCUGGGUCGUCGUCAUGUCCAUCUUCGUGCUCUUCUUCCUCCCCGAGACCAAGAACGUGCCCAUCGAGGAGAUGACCGAGAGAGUCUGGAUGCAGCACUGGUACUGGAAGCGCUUCAUGGACGGCGACAACCACCACGUCGUCGCCAACGGCGGGAAGAGCAACGGCACCACCGUUUGAGUUAGUCGCUCUAAAUAUGCCACUAAUCACAAUCUUGUGUGAGAAACACAUCGAUGACCAUGUGAGAUCGAUCGAUACGCAGCUAGCUGAUACGGCACGCAAAGAGCACGGGUAGAACUCUAGUGUCGAGGUCUCGGCUUUGUACGUACUGCGAGCAAUGGCUAGUAUUCCAUUUCAGUCUCUCAGAGCGCUUCUUGAGCUCUAGCUUAUUUGUAUGAAUUGUAUCCUCCUUAUUUUAUCAUAGAAAACCUGACGUGAGUUGGCACCUCAUUGUAAUUUGCAGAACAUAAUGCCAUAUAUCUGCACCUUCUGUGCGAAAUUUUAA
This is a messenger RNA of Oryza brachyantha (malo sina), 1956 nucleotides long. RefSeq names its product sugar transport protein MST4. The record is from RefSeq and is a predicted model, not a curated record. Gene Ontology annotation, biological process: monosaccharide transmembrane transport. Gene Ontology annotation, molecular function: monosaccharide transmembrane transporter activity. NCBI's taxonomy places the organism in Eukaryota, Viridiplantae, Streptophyta, Magnoliopsida, Poales, Poaceae. Bases 84 to 1631 code for a protein of 515 amino acids. Gene Ontology annotation, cellular component: membrane. The transcript has 4 exons.